Molecule: messenger RNA, 1978 nt
Organism: Nasonia vitripennis (jewel wasp)
Lineage: Eukaryota; Metazoa; Arthropoda; Insecta; Hymenoptera; Pteromalidae
Product: zinc finger BED domain-containing protein 1
Exons: 3
Coding region: 202-1821 (539 amino acids)
Molecular function (GO): protein dimerization activity
Source: RefSeq, a predicted model, not a curated record
ACAAGUUCAUGCCGGUAAGGUAAACAAGCGAGAUCCGCGCGCGAAGCGUACAAACUUUUCUCGGACCAAGCAAACUCAGUUUCAAAGUCUUUUUUACGAUGAUUCCUUCGCGUUUUUCCACCCCGUUUUCUUAGAAAAGUGAAAAAAUUGUUCAAGUGCUUGAGGGUUCGCGCGCGCGUGAGCUCGUAACCUCGAUUGAAAAUGCAGAAGAAUCGGACGAUGCAAAUAGUUAAGGUGAAAAACUACACGCCGUCCUUCAACGAGAUAUGGAAAAGAUACGCGGAUAUAACGAAAAACAUAGCGUUCUCCAUCGCGAUCGAUCUUAUCCCAAUUUCAUCGCCGGAGAUGAAAGAUCUGAAAGACGUUCUCAAAGUACUCGAGCCUUUUUAUCAAUUUCCCAGUGAGAAGCAACUGCUGGAAGUCAUUAUUCCCCAGUUGUACGAUCAAGUGAAGAAGAAGAUGACCCUGGCCAUAAAAGAGGAUCUUUCUAAAGGUGUAAAUAGAAUAGCUUUAACAAUAGAUGGAUGGACGUGUAGAAGCAUUGCUGAUCACAUGACAGUCGCAGUGCAUUAUUGGACUGAAGAUUUUGUGCCGAGACAUUAUUUAUUACAGCUUGAAAGUCUGCCUAAGAAAUGGAACACGGCACAGGAUUUGUUUCAUUUGGUACAAAACGUUUUACUGAAAUAUGGCUUUUCCAAAGAAAAGACCACCAUUCACAUUGUCACUGCUAAUGGGCAAAAUAUAGUUAAGGCCAUUUCGUUGAACGACAGGUGGAUUAGAAUACCAUGUUUUGCACGUCUACUGCAAUUGACUGUGGACGACGUGUUGAAAAACUUCAAUAACUUUAAUAGCCUUGUAGCUAAAUGUCAACAGUUGGUUGCUGCCUUGUGGUCAAAAGCAUCAAUAGAAUCAGAAGCAAAUAAAUCUGAAGUCCACUCGUCCAGUAUUUUAGAUGAUAUUGUACCCUCAUGGAAUUCAGUCUUUGAAAUGUUUGACAACUUACUGAAACUGCGUACCACACUCUAUGCUUUUUUAAAAGAGCUGUCUUCACCACCUGAAAUGUUGACUGAAUCUGAUUGGGAGACAAUAUCAUGUUAUGUACAAGUCUUUUCACUGCUGAAACAAGCUAGUAAACUAAUGAGUGAAGAAGUUUAUCCUCCUCUCUCUUUGUAUCUUCCAACUAUACGUGGCAUUUUAGAAUUAAUGGAAUCCAUGAAUCUCAACAAUCAAUUGUCCAUGCAGCUCAUUAGGUCAAUAUGCUCCAGAUUUGGUCAUAUCAAUACCAACGAAUCAAUGAUCAUUGCAAUGGUUGUAGAUCCUAGAUUCAAAACUCGUCUCCUAUCUGAUGAUGAGAAGUUUACUGUAUUUGACAUAGUUAAGAGUAAAAUGCUUUCUAUAAAUAGUAAUACAACAGUCAUUUCAGAGACAGAUAAGAUUAAGAACCCUUCAGAUACACCUCUAGAGCUGUACUUUAUGAAUAUCAAAAAACAAGAGAACCCAACAAGUAAUACAUGUGAGAAAAUAGCUGAAGCAGAGUUAACAUAUUACUUGUAUAAAAAUGUAGUUUCAAUGGAUACAGCUAUACAUGAAUGGUGGAAAGAUAAUAGUAAACGUUUUCCUAAGUUAUGUGAAUUAGCCAAAAUAUAUCUAUCAAUACCAGCUGUACAAGUGAGCACUGAACGUGCUUUUCCUAAUAAACAAGGAUUUAAUAUUGACACUAGAGCUGAAAUAUUAACAAAUCAAACAAAUGUUCUAGAUCUAAUGAGGAUUAGUUUUUUACACAGUAAUUUAGGUAAAUUUGAAACUGACAUAAGUUUGUGAGCUGAUACACAGACACAGUACUUGUGUUGCCAUGGGAACAGUAUAUGAAUGGGAAUGUAAACAAGUUUCACUUCAAGAACUCAAUUCAUGUUACUCGGGGUUACAGUGAUCUACUUUAAAAGGAAAUUAUAAUAAAGAUUAUUAAUGAAACAGUUUA